AUUAAAUCUCAACCCUUCAUUUAAUUAAUAAACCUCCACGUGGAAAAUAAACCAGUUAUUUUUAUUUUAAAAUCAUUUUCUUCUGUUAUCCUCUCAUUGUCUUCCUCCUUAAAGAAAAGGUUUUGAUAAUCCAAUCCAUGGAUUAUCGUUGCUUCGACUCUAAUCAAGAAACCACCUCUGAAUCCUCGAGUUUGAAUUCGAAGCUUCCUUUGUAAAGUUUUGAGCUUUACUCAUGGCAGCUUAUGCUCGUACCUUCUCUUCGUUGACCCAUCUCCACCAAACCUUCUCGCCGCCGUUCUCUCUUCUCCGACGACGACAUCACAGCGCGAAACCCACUUCCCGAAUCACCUGCAACCUCAAAUUCAACCACCACAAGCUCCGAUCACCCCGUUCCGUGGAGCUAGACCGGUUCAUCACAAGCCAAGAAGAAUCAGGCGGCGGCGGCGGCGGCGGCGAAGCGGAUGAGGAGAUAGGAGAGGGGUUCUUCGAGGCGAUCGAGGAGCUGGAGAGGAUGGCGAGAGAGCCCUCCGACAUCCUCGAGGAGAUGAACCACAGACUCUCCCCUCGAGAGCUCCAGCUGAUGCUCGUCUACUUCGCGCAAGAAGGGAGGGACUCGUGGUGCGCGCUCGAGGUCUUCGAGUGGCUGAAGAAGGAAGAUAGGGUCGACGAGGAGAUGAUGGAGCUGAUGGUUUCGAUAAUGUGCGGGUGGGUUAGGAAGCUGGUCGAGGAGGAGUGCGGCGCGGGGGAGGUGUUCGAGCUGUUGGUUGAUAUGGAUUGCGUUGGGUUGAGGCCUGGGUUUAGUAUGGUGGAGAAGGUUAUUGCUUUGUACUGUGAGAUGGGGAAGAAGGAGAGUGCUGUUUUGUUUGUUAAGGAGGUUUUGAGAAGGAGAGAUGGGUUUGGUGGUUACAGUGUUGUUGUUGGUGGCUCUGAAGGAAGGAAAGGUGGGCCCACUGGGUAUCUUGCUUGGAAGAUGAUGGUUGAUGGAGACUAUAAGAAUGCUGUUGAUUUGGUUGUUGACUUGAGACACUCAGGGCUAAAGCCAGAAGCUUACAGCUAUCUGAUCGCGAUGACAGCUAUUGUGAAGGAGCUGAACAGUCUUGGGAAGACUUUACGCGAGCUAAGACGCUAUACACGGGCUGGUCUUGUUGCUGAGAUCGAUGAUCACGAUAGGUUGCUUAUAGAGAAGUAUCAGUCAGAGCUCAUAUCGUGCGGACUUGAGUUAGCAGCUUGGGCGAUCCAGGAAGGGAAAGAUAAUGAGUCCAUUGUUGGGGCGGUCCACGAGAGACUCUUGGCGAUGUAUAUAUGCGCAGGACGUGGACCAGAAGCGGAGAAACAGCUUUGGGAGAUGAAAUUCGCAGGGAGAGAACCUGAUUCCGACCUACACGACAUUGUGAUGGCGAUUUGCGCUUCGCAGAAAGAGGUGGAUGCGGUUUCAAGGCUUCUGACACGGGCCGAGUACAUGGGAGCUGAGAGAAGGAAGAAGACUUUGUCGUGGUUGCUCAGAGGGUAUGUGAAAGGAGGGCACUUCGAAGAGGCUUCGGAGACGUUGGUGACGAUGAUAGACUCUGGUUUGUGUCCGGAGUAUAUUGAUCGAGUGGCUGUGAUGCAAGGGAUGACGAGGAAGAUCCAACGGCCACGGGAUGUUGAAGCGUAUAUGGGUCUAUGCAAGAAGCUGUUUGAUGCUGGUUUGGUAGGACCUUGUCUUGUGUAUAUGUACAUGGAUAAAUAUAAGAUGUGGAUAGUGAAGAUGAUGUAAAAGAGUGAGCAUGAGGUUAGCUGAUACAGGAGGUUAAUGACUCAAAGCUGAGAUCAUCUUUUUUGGGGUAUAUAAAUAUGUAUGUAAGCAAAUAAUAUACGUAUAUCUCUCUAUGUAAGCAAAUCAUAUAUGUAUGUACAUUCAUGUACUGUACUUAUGAAAUAGUCUUUGAAUU
Brassica napus (rape) is the source of this 1931-nucleotide messenger RNA. RefSeq names its product pentatricopeptide repeat-containing protein At2g30100, chloroplastic-like. The transcript has 2 exons. The record is from RefSeq and is a predicted model, not a curated record. Bases 233 to 1756 code for a protein of 507 amino acids. Lineage: Eukaryota; Viridiplantae; Streptophyta; Magnoliopsida; Brassicales; Brassicaceae. Gene Ontology annotation, molecular function: protein binding.